CUCGGUAUGAAAGAUUGCAUUUCGAGGAGGUUAACAUCUUGUCAUGAUUGUCAAAAUUUGCUGUGUCAAUGACUACCGUAGAAAAAAAAUCCGUGCAAAAAUGUGACUGCCCUAAUACUAAGCAUGGUAGAGACGUGAUAGUAAUAACAAUCGAAACCUGCUGCAAACGGCCAUGCGAUGGAUCGGUAACCGACGAUAAAUCUCGACCAAAAUCUGACGAAGAACAAGGACCAAAAUUCACUAGUACACCUGCACGCCAACCCUCAAGAGCAACAACUGCUGUAAGUGAGGAGAAGUUUAUGAAUGAAAGUGGAGCAGAAACAGAACCUGAACAAGUAAGCAAACUAGAACCGGAAAGAGAACCAGAACCACAAAAACAAACAAAACCAGAACCGGAAACUGAUAGUUCAGAACCAACUCUUCAGGAUAAGACUAAACCCGAAAAAGGGCACCAGAAAGUAUAUAAGUUGCCACUCGUGCUUGAAAGGCAUCAUGGGCCCGGAUGUGCUAUGGAAAUCAGCGUGCUAGAAAAGCACGAAGCUUCGUGUAUGUACAAGAAGGAAGAGAGUGAUGGACGAAAUAUUGAAGACAGAGUUGGCAGCUACGAGUGCAUUGGAAGAAUGGUUUUUCGAACGUGUAAUCCAACAGAUCUAGAGUCUGAUUCAAGCGGUCCUACCACUUCUGCUUCGCUUAGUCCAACAAAAAAGGGAAAACCAGCUCCAGCUCCGUCUGCAGACACACAACCUCAGCCCCUUUCACCAAGUCCUAGCGCCCCAGACCAAGUAUCCGCUAUGUCAUCUCAUCCCCACAAAGAACAAUCUACAAUGUCAACCCCGUCUGUAUACAACUCUGCUAAAUCUGAGCAUAGUCAUUACGACACGGCAAGAUCGAGAACUACGUUUUAUGACGUUAAUGAAGAAACAGCAGUUGAGGAAAAACAAGAGCCCGUAGAAGCUUCCAGAAGCAAAAAACAUCUUCAUCGUAACGAACAUCAUGUGCUGAUGGCAACCUCUCGCACGUUUCCGGGAAGUCAUAUGUUUCCAGCGUCGUGGAAAAAAAAUGAGAAGUCACCUUUUAUUGGAGACGACUGUCAGUUGCAACCUCCGAAAAAUCCUAUUUUAGUACCUGGUGGGCAGUUCGAUAAAAUUUAUUCUUCGAAGAAAACAUUUCGGAUUUAUACAGAUGAAGGCAAUCAAACAGACUUUCAUUCUGGAGAUGAAGGAAACAAGAAUUCGAAGAUUUCUCUUAUCGAGACGAUUAGUUCAUUGACGGACUUGUCAAAGUCUGCAGAGAAAAAGAAAUCAAGUUUUUUGAGCUCUUUAUUUCGGAAGAGUUCGACGAAAUCGUCGAGCCUUUCAGAUUCGAAAAAAAUUAAGAAAUAAAAGGGGUUACUCAAAAAUUAAUAAAGCUAGAAGUUGUCGUUUUAUGGGUUUAUUGGAUAUUCUUCGUUAUCUUAUUGUACUGAGGAAGCUUCAUCAACAUAUCCUUCUAAUCAUAUUUCUAUGGAAGGCCCAGGAAAGAUAUAUAGAAAAUUUGGAUAAUAAUUACUGAAAGAUUGUACUAGAGUUGAUUGAAUUGACCUCCUUAAGAUAAGGUUUCUAAAAACUGUUUUUACGUAAAGAUUGCAUCGAAAACAAUUAACUUUUGCUGUACAAACACUUUAAUAUUUCAUGUGGGUACAGAAUGAACACUUGAUUUUUAUCAAUACUAAAACGUAUAUAAGAAAAUAAAGUCACACCAUUUUCAAAAACAUUAGCAAAAUGUUGGGUGCCACAACAGUUCUUGCUCUGUUUUUCUUCAUCGAAAGCAUUUCCGGCCAUGGAAUGCUGAUGGACCCUCCAAAUAGAAGUUCCCUGUGGAGGUUCAACCCAGAUGCACCCGUGAAUUAUGACGAUGAUCAAAACUAUUGUGGAGGCAUGGACGUCCAGUGGGAUCAAUUUGGUGGAAAAUGUGGUGUUUGCGGAGAUCAGUUUAAUAAACCUCAUCCACAAGCCAAUGAAAAUACAGGAAAGUAUGGAAGAGGGAUUAUCGCUAAAGAAUAUACAGCUGGAAGCGUAAUUGAUAUAGAAGUUGUACUUACGACGAAUCAUAUGGGAUAUUUUAAUUUCAGUUUGUGCGUUUUGGAAGACCCUAGUGCACCAGAAUCUGGAGAAGACUGUUUCCAACCAAUCACACUAGGAGAUGGAUCUCCUACUUAUGUUUUGCCUAACAAAGAAGAAGUAGAUCAUGACGUUGUGAACACUACUCUGAAGUUGCCCGAUGGCCUUACUUGUGAAAGAUGUGUUUUGCGUUGGCAUUAUAAUGCGGGGAACAAUUGGGGACAGUGUGAAGACGGAUCUUAUGAUGAAGGUUGUGGUCCUCAAGAAACCUUCCGAUCAUGUGCAGAUAUCGCUAUUCGUUAAGUAGAGUGUAACAAAGAUUUCAAAUAUUUUGUAUUUAAUUAUUGACUGUAGUGGUCUAUCAAUAAAUGUUUUUUUUUUCUGAA
Messenger RNA from Zophobas morio, 2485 nucleotides. RefSeq lists its product as uncharacterized. Lineage: Eukaryota; Metazoa; Arthropoda; Insecta; Coleoptera; Tenebrionidae. The record is from RefSeq and is a predicted model, not a curated record. The coding region runs from base 69 to 1382 and encodes 437 amino acids. The transcript has 5 exons.